Molecule: messenger RNA, 2210 nt
Organism: Lycium ferocissimum
Lineage: Eukaryota; Viridiplantae; Streptophyta; Magnoliopsida; Solanales; Solanaceae
Exons: 2
Coding region: 996-2204 (402 amino acids)
Molecular function (GO): acyltransferase activity, transferring groups other than amino-acyl groups
Source: RefSeq, a predicted model, not a curated record
UUUCGGCUACAUGGUAAUGUGAAGUUCUGUGUUACUUCCAGUACCACUUUAAAGAAGGAAAACUGAGAGAGAAAAAGCUCUUAGACGAGAAAUUUUCAGGUAAUCUUUAAACAAUUUCAAGCGUCAUGGUCCAUGAAAAUGUUUUGGAAUGUAUUAGACACUGAACUGAAAUAACAUCCUACCGUAAUACUCCCUCUGUCGCAUAUUAGUUGUCCUGUUUCAUUUUUCAAGAGUUAAUUUGACCAAUUUUUAAAACUAAAUUGGAUUAGAUUAGUUCAAUAUUUUAAAAUUAUAUUUUACAUAUUUAAAAACUACACGAAAAGUACUAUAAAAUGCAAUUUUUUUCAUAUAAUAUGAUGAAAAAAUAUAUCUCAAAAUAUUAAUCAAAAUUUAUUUAAUUUGACUUUUUUAAAAAAAAGUAAACAAUUAAAAUAUGGGACGAAGAAAGUAUAUUUUUUAGUACUUAAUAACGGACUUUCCAAGAAAAGUUGGAAAGUAGUCAGUGGGGCGGCUAUAGAUGAAAGUGAAGUUCUCUUUUGUCGUCUGCAGAUGACCGGUGAUGGAUCCAUUCCUUGGUCACCAAGUAAUAGAAAAGGUAAAUAACUAGAUGACUCCUUUCACACGGUUUUAUUUUAUUUUUGUAAUUUUGUAAUUAUAGGCUAUUCGAAAUUUACUAGCCUAAUUAAUCUAAAUUCUCACCGUGUAGAGCUUAUUAUAGAGAAAGUGUUUCUAUCAGGAAUUUUUUAAUUUUCCUUAGACCUCUCUGAUUAAAGGUGAAAGAAUCUCAUUUCAACUUAAACAAUAUUUUAUGCGGUUUCUAGGCCAAAGUAAUUUCCAUGAGGAUUCUUAAUUAGCUGAGUCCUCCAUACUAAUUCCAAGAGUAAUAAUAUAAAUAGGCCGUGUGUCACUGAUCUAGAACUAUACAAUCUUAUAACCUCUAGAAACAAGAAAACUUGGUUCCUUUUUGCUCCAGAAAAAAAAAAUCAUUUUGAGCAAUGGAAUCUGAUUCAUCCUCUGAUCUUACUCACCUUAAUGAAGAAUUGCCAAAGAAAAUUGAAGAGAACAAAGAAGAUGAUCAACCAGACAUAAUAAGUCUCAGGUUAUUGGACAAAGAAGAUGAUCAACCAGACAUAAUAAGUCUCAGGUUAUUGGACCUGACAGAUGUCGAUGAUUUUAUGGAAUGGUUUGGAGAUGACAACGUUAGCAAGUUCUGUUCUUGGGACACUUUUAAAUCCAAAGAAGAUGCCAUGAAUUAUGUUAUUGAUGUUGCCAUACCACAUCCAUGGUUCAGAGCAAUUUGCCUAAAUGGCAAGCCAGUUGGUUCUAUUUCUGUAUCACCAUUUCAUGGAACUGAUAAGUGCAGGGGUGAACUUGGAUAUGUGUUAGCAUCAAAGUAUUGGGGCAAAGGGAUAGCCACGAAGGCGGUGAAGAUGGCGGCGUCCGCCAUCUUUGUAGAGUGGCCUCACUUGGAGAGGCUCGAAGCUGUGGUGGAUGUUGAUAAUCCAGGAUCACAAAGGGUGUUGGAAAAGUCUGGUUUUACAAAGGAAGGUGUAUUGAGGAAGUAUUAUCUUCUGAAAGGGAAACCAAAAGAUAUUGUUAUGUUUAGCCUUUUAUCCACUGAUCAACAAGUUACCUACUUUAUGUUGAAGUUGAGUGGCCAUGAACAUGCUGCUGCAGAUGAUUAUUCAGACAUAAGUCUCCGUUUAUUGGACCUCAACGAUGUUGAUGAUUUCAUGGAAUGGUUUGCAGAUGAAAACGUUAAUAAGUUCUGUUCGUGCGACACUUUCACAUCCAAAGAAGACGCAAUGAGAUGCAUUGCUGAUAUUGUUAUACCACAUCCAUGGUUUCGAGCAAUUUGCUUAAAUGGCAAGCCAAUUGGUUCUGUUUCUGUGUCACCAUUUCAUGGAAGUAACAGGUGCAGGGGGGAAAUUGGAUACGAGUUAGCAUCAAAGUAUUGGGGCAAAGGGAUCGCCACCAAGGCAGUGAAGAUGGUGGCAGCUGCCAUAUUUGCGGAGUGGCCCCACUUAGAGAGACUUGAAGCUAUGGUGGCUGUUGAUAAUCCAGGUUCACAGAGGGUGUUGGAGAAGGCUGGUUUUAGGAAAGAAGGUGUUUUGAGGAAGUACUAUCUUCUUAAUGGGGAACCAAAAGAAAUUGUUAUGUUUAGUCUUUUAUCGACUGAUCCACAAAUCACUUACUUUAUGUAGGAAAUA